AUGCAUGAACGUGGUUAUGGCUCUAUGAAUGAUGCUAAACCGGAAGUAAAUGAAAAUAUCGGAACUGUACGCCGUCGUCUACGUCGGGCUAUACAAGCAAAUUUACAUUAUUGGACAACAACGAAUUCAACAUAUGCUGGAAAUCAAAAUGCACUGAUAAAUACUGAUAAUUGGACACGGUUAGGUGAAAAUUAUUUGCAACUUCAUAGACCAGUGCCAAAGUCACGUAGUUGUUCAGAUUAUACAAAUUAUGGUGAUGAAGCUGGUGUUGGAUCAAUCCUUAACCCCAGCAUAUUUACAGACUAUGGAUUGUCUAGUAGAGAUUUACUAGUUCUACGUAAUAAACAAGAAAUACUGGAUAUAUUCAACCAAGCUAAUUUAUCCUCAUUAUUCGGCUCUCCAUUGAGUUUUGAUCAAGUCUGGGAGUUGGGAUUAAAGUUAGACAAAGAAUUAUUAGGUAGUAAAGCAUCCGGAACAAAUGAUCAAACCACAUUACAAUCAUUUAAGACUGCAUUAUGGAAACUACGUUCAGAUGGUAUACAAGAGAAGGUGACUCAUGAAUAUGCCCAAAAGUGUUGA
This is a messenger RNA of Heterobilharzia americana, 579 nucleotides long. NCBI's taxonomy places the organism in Eukaryota, Metazoa, Platyhelminthes, Trematoda, Strigeidida, Schistosomatidae. The record is from the annotation of a GenBank genome assembly.